Sardina pilchardus (European sardine) is the source of this 4404-nucleotide messenger RNA. Its product is annotated as NACHT, LRR and PYD domains-containing protein 12-like. NCBI's taxonomy places the organism in Eukaryota, Metazoa, Chordata, Actinopteri, Clupeiformes, Clupeidae. The record is from RefSeq and is a predicted model, not a curated record. The coding region runs from base 1 to 4404 and encodes 1467 amino acids. Gene Ontology annotation, biological process: intracellular signal transduction. Gene Ontology annotation, molecular function: protein binding. The transcript has 17 exons.
AUGAGUGUCUCUCAGGAGAGAGAGGAGGCUGCAGGUCCCAGUAAAACACCCAGACCAGAGUCUGCAGCACACAGCUGUGUGCAACAAGGCAGCAAAGCAACACACUCUGAUGGAGGACCACAGGCAAAGAGACCUCCAUCUUCAGUGCCCAGCGGUGUGUCCAUGAAGAGUGAUCGGUCCGUGAUGGAGCCUCUGAACUUCAGCAGUGGAGCGCCAAAGUCUAAUGCAGGAAUAAAACCACAGGCAAAGAGACCUCCAUCUCCAGUGCCCAGCGGUGUGUCCAUGAAGAGUGAUCGGUCCUUGAUGGAGCCUCUGAACUUCAGCAGUGGAGCACCAAAGUCUAAUCCAGGAAUAAAACCACAGGCAAAGAGACCUCCAUCUCCAGUGCCCAGCGGUGUGUCCAUGAAGAGUGAUCGGUCCGUGAUGGAGCCUCUGAACUUCAGCAGUGGAGCACCAAAGUCUAAUGCAGGAAUAAAUAAGCUCAGUGCUGAUCUGACCCAGGAUCAGCACAGGUGUGGAGUGUGUGAGCAGGUCCUGAGAGACCCAGUCAUCACCACCUGUGGACACCGUUUCUGCAGGCAGUGCAUCAGCAGCUACUGGGAGCAGCCUGGACUACCAGGAGACCAAGCCUGUCCCCAGUGUGGAAAGACAUGCAGAACCCAACCUCCUCUGGAUGAACACACAGAUAUGAGCACACAGGACCUGAGGAGAGUUAUAAAGAAUCACAAAGCCAGUCUGAAGAGGAGAUUUGAGAACAUCUCUGAAGGCAUCAUCAAACCAGGUGCUGAGAUACUCCUCAAUCAGAUCUACACAGAGCUCUACAUCACAGAGGGAGAGAGUGAAGGGGUGAAUAAGGAACAUGAGGUUUGGCAGGUAGAGUUAGCAUCCAGACCUCAAACCACAGAAGAGACAUCAAUCAACUGCAAUGACAUCUUCAAGCCCUUACCUGGACAGGAGAGGCACAUCAGAACUGUGAUGACCAAGGGUGUUGCUGGAAUUGGAAAAACAGUCUCAGUGCAAAAGUUCAUUCUUGAUUGGACAGAUGGGAUUGCCAAUCAGGAUGUAGAUUUUAUGUUCCCCCUUUCUUUCCGUGAGCUGAAUUUAGUUAGGGAUGAUCAGUACAGUCUUCACAGGCUCCUGCUUGACCUCCACCCUGAGUUGAAGGAGCUGAAUGAUGGUGAAGGAUACAAAGACUGUCGUCUCGUGUUCAUCUUUGAUGGUUUGGAUGAGAGUCGGUUGACACUGGAUCUGAAACGGAACAGUAAGUUGUCUGAUGUGAAACAAACAUCACCAGUGAAUCUCAUAAUGGCUGGCCUAAUUCAAGGCACUCUGCUUCCCUCUGCACUCAUUUGGAUAACCUCACGACCAGCAGCAGCCAGUCAGAUUUCUGCUCAGUUCAUCGACCAGGUAACAGAAGUGAGAGGAUUCAAUGACCCACAAAAGGAACAGUACUUCAGGAAGAGAAUCACUGAUGAGAGUCAGGCCAGCAGAAUCAUCUCACACAUUCAGACAUCCAGGAGUCUCCAUAUUAUGUGCCACAUUCCAGUCUUCUGUUGGAUCACAGCCACUGUGCUUCGUCAGAUCCUGAAACAGGACAACACCCAAGAAAUUCCCUCAACUCUGACUGAGAUGUUCAUACACUUCUUGCUGAUCCAGGCAACUCGAAAGGAUCAGAAAUAUCAAGAAAGACAAGAAAAAGAUAAAAAGAGACUCUUGAGAUCACAGAAAAAAAUACUUCUGAAGCUGGCAGAACUGGCUUUCAAGAAUCUAGAGAACGGCAACCUCAUGUUUUACGAGGAAGACCUGAGAAAGUGUGGCAUUGAUGUCAGUGAGGCCUCAGUGUACUCUGGCAUGUGCACUGAGAUCUUCAAGGAAGAAUCUGUGUUUCACCAGAGGAAGGUCUACUGCUUUGUGCAUCUUAGUGUCCAGGAGUUUCUGGCAGCUCUCUUUGUGUUUCACUCGUAUUUGGCGAAGAACCUUGAGGCUGUAAAAUCCCUCCUCAGUGAUGAGCAAAGAGAUGUACUAAAUCCAUCAUUUGUAUCUUCUUUUCUAUCAGUACUAGGAUUACAAACUCAAGACAACUUGCAUGUUUUACUUAAGAGAGCAGUUGAUAAGGCUUUGGAGAGCCAGAAUGGACACCUGGAUCUCUUCCUUCGCUUCCUCAUGGGCAUUUCUCUGGAGAGAAAUCACGGACUUCUGCGAGGUCUACUGAACCGCACAAACAGCUCAAAUAGCAUCAAGGAAAUAUGUCAGUACAUGAAGAAGCUCAACAGAGAAGGUCUCUCUCCUGAACGAUGCAUCAAUCUUUUCCACUGUUUGUUUGAAAUGAAUGAUGAUUCCAUGCACAAAGAGAUUCAGAAAUACUUGUCAUCACCAAAGAACAUCAAACAUGAGCUGUCUCCUGCCCACUGUUCAGCACUGGCCCACAUGCUUCUGAUGUCUGAGGAUGUGCUGGAUGAGAUUGACCUGAAGAAGUACAACACAUCAGAUGAGGGACGCAGGAGACUGAUCCCAGCUGUGAGGUGCUGCAGAAAGGCACGACUUGCUGAAUGUCAACUCUCAGAGAAGUCCUGUGGAAUUGUGGCUACUGUUCUACAGUCACCAAACUCCCUGAUAGAACUGGACCUGAGUCACAAUGACCUGAGAGAUUGUCGCGUUCAGCUUCUCUCUAAGGGACUGUCUAGUCCCCACUGCAAACUACACACAUUAAGACUUGCUGAAUGUCAACUCUCAGAGAAGUCCUGUGGAUUUGUGGCUUUAGCUCUACAGUCACCAAACUCCCUGAUAGAGCUGAACCUGAGUCACAAUGACCUGGGAGAUUCUGGAGUACAGCUUCUCUCUAAGGGACUGUCUAAUCCCCACUGCAAACUGCAGACAUUAAGACUUCCUGACUGUAAACUCUCAAAGAAGUCCUGUGGAAUUGUGCCUACUGUUCUACAGUCACCAAACUCCCUGAUAGAGCUGGACCUGAGUCACAAUGACCUGAGGAAUUCUGGAGUUCAGCUUCUCUCUAAGGGACUGUCUAGUCCCCACUGCAAACUGCAGACAUUAAGACUUGCUAAAUGCAAACUCUCAGAAACCUCCUGUGAAAUUGUGGCUGCUGUUCUACAGUCACCAAACUCCCUGAUAGAGCUGAACCUGAGUCACAAUGACCUGGGAGAUUCUGGAGUUCAGCUUCUCUCUAAGGGACUGUCUAGUCCCCACUGUAAACUGGAGACAUUAAGACUUGCUGAAUGCAAACUCUCAGAAAAGUCCUGCGGAAUUGUGGCUGCUGUUCUACAGUCACCAAACUCCCUGAUAGAGCUGAACCUGAGUCAAAUUGACCUAAGAGAUUCUGGAGUUCAGCUUCUCUCAAAGGGACUGUCUAGUCCUCACUGUAAACUGCAGACAUUAAGACUAGCUGAAUGCAAACUUUCAGAAAACUCCUGUGGAAUUGUGGCUGCUGUUCUAAAGUCACCAAACUCCCUGAUAGAGCUGGACCUGAGUCGCAAUGACCUGAGGAAUUCUGGAGUUCAGCUUCUCUCUAAGGGACUGUCUAGUCCCCACUGCAAACUGCAGACAUUAAGACUAGCUGAAUGCAAACUUUCAGAAAACUCCUGUGGAAUUGUGGCUGCUGUUCUACAGUCACCAAACUCCCUGAUAGAGCUGAACCUGAGUCACAAUGACCUGAGGAAUUCUGGAGUUCAGCUUCUCUCUAAGGGACUGUCUAGUCCCCACUGCAAACUGCAGACAUUAAGACUUGCUGAAUGCAAACUCUCAGAGAAGUCCUGUGAAAUUGUGGCUGCUGUUCUACAUUCACCAAACUCCCUGAUAGAGCUGGACCUGAGUCACAAUGACCUGGGAGAUUCUGGAGUUCAGCUUCUCUCUAAGGGACUGUCUAGUCCCCACUGCAAACUGCAGACAUUAAGAUUUCUUGGCUGUAAACUCACAGAGAAGUCCUGUGGAAUUUUGGCUGUUGCUCUACAGUUGCCAAACUCUCCAAUAGAACUUCACCUGAGUCUAAAUGACCUGCAGAAUUCUGGAGUUCAGCUUCUCUCUAAGGGACUGUCUAGUCCCCAAUGCAAACUGCAGACGUUGAGCCUUGCUGGUUGUAACCUCACAGAUAAAUCCUGUGAGAUUGUGGCUUCAGUUCUACAGUCACCAAACUCCCUGCAACAGCUGGACUUGAGUGACAAUAACCUGAGGGAUUCUGGAGCCCAGCUUCUCUCUAAGGGACUGUCCCGUUCCAACUGCAAAAUACACACUUUAAGGCUGUCUGAUUGUCUCAUCUCAGAAAAUGGUUAUGGUUUUCUGGCUUUAGCUGUGACUUCAAACUCCUCCCAUCUAAAAGAGUUGGAUCUGAGCAACAAUUAUCCUGGACAAUCUGGACUAAAGUGGCAUGCCUGCUACACUGGCGAUACUUGA